AUGUUUUCGCUUGACGAAGCGGAACAAGCUUGCGACUGGUGUCGCCGGAAAAAACUCAAAUGCUCCAGAGAACACCCCAUAUGCUCAAAUUGUUUCAAACAUAACUGGGACUGCCACUAUUCACCCAAAAAGGUCCGAUCCCCGCUCACAAGAGCUCACUUGACAGAAGUUGAAAACCGACUCCAUCAACUAGAGCGACUAUUUGGAACUCUGUUCCCUGGCUAUGACUGGAAAGACACGUCGAAAGACCCAAGCCUAUCCAAGCUGCGGCAUAUGCUGAAAAACCAGAAAGACCAGUACGAAAGAACGCUUCCUAUAACUACCGACAAUUUACACGCACCCUCCAAUGUUCCCUCUCACCCCUCGCAACGACCCCCACUUGACCAAUUGCCCAGAGAUCCACUGUUUGGUUUUGAAUGGUCGGAAGAGGAGGACUCGCAAUUUCUGCAAAACGAUGGAAUGGGAGUAUUGAACGUGAACAUCAACAACAAGGGGUAUUUCGGAGUUGGCUCCAACUCCGUAUUGCUCAGAGCGCUUUAUGUCGUAGAUUCUCUUUUCACCAUUCAACGCGUUCCGUCGAGCAGUGAAGACUUGUCCAUACUUUCUUCAAAGCAAAUAAUGGACGAAUACGUGGAAGCUUAUUUUGGGCAGUUUCAUGCAGCUUUCCCCAUUGUUGAUGAAUCGUACUUUCGUUUGUGUUACGCUAAGAAAAUCAUUCCAACAUCAGAGAAAGCUUGGCAAACCCUCCUAUAUGCGGUCUUGGCGUUGGGAUCUUGGUCCGUGGUCGGAGAAGAUUCAAAUAUCGACAUUGAGUACUACAAAAGUGCAAAGUACCAUCUAUGCAGCAGCGUAUUUGAGACAGGUUCUCAUUCGCUGCUUGCAUCAUUAGUGUUACUGUCAAAUUAUACGCAGAAGCGCAAUAAACCCAACACCAGUUGGAACUACCUGGGGCUUGCGGCAAGUAUGGCGAUUUCACUGGGUUUGCAUCGCGAGAUGAGGGACUCGGCCCGCACUGACAACUCCGGUCUUGAAAUAAGGCGCCGAAUGUGGUGGGUGCUUUAUGGCUACGACUGCAGUAUGGCUAUGACUUUUGGACGACCAGGACAGCUGCCUAAAUUACCGGAUGUGGAUAUAUUGUUACCGUCCAAUUUAGACAAAAAUGGCGUUGAAGUCGACAGUCCCACCGAAUUUUCAUUUAUCAUCGAAACAGCGAAGCUCACAAAGAAUGCGCAUAAAAUAAUUAGCAGCAGCACCGGUCCUUACGCUAAUCUUGCAGAAACUCUAAAAUGUCACCAAAAGCUGGAUGAUCUCGCCAAUAAAUUACCUGACUAUUUCAGUACAGGUUUUGCUCGAUGGCACCAAAAGCUUGGCGCUGAUAAUAAGUGGUUUCCUUUGAAUAGGUUCCGCUUGCGUUGGAUGUACUAUAACUUGACAAUUACAAUCUUUAGGCCUUUGUUUCUCGGGAUUCUGAAUGGAGAAAAAGUCCGCGUUGACAAUCACGACUUUACAAAGUGCUUAAAUUUAUGCCAUGAAGCGGCUGGUAGCACAAUCGAGUCCGUAUCUGAGUUUGUUAGCCACUACAAACUCACAACACUUUCAGCCUGGUAUGCAACAUUUUUCCUCGUGAGUGCAACCAUCAUCCCCGCAGUGGGACUCGUUACAGAACCUGGUUCUUCGCAGGCAGCUCGCUGGAAACUAAGGGUCACCACUGCACGCAACACCUUUGAUGUUUUGAAGGAAAAAAAUGCCACUGCUGAAAAAUUCAUUCAUGUCAUCGAUAGCGUCUGCGGAUAUCUUCUGGAUACAUCCGAAGCCUUAUCAUCAACUCCGAAGUCCUUCUCAUCUAUUUUACACACUGAAAAGCGGCCAGGUGUCGCAGGAACAAGCUCGCAGCAACCAACCAAAGACAAGUCUAUGACAAGCAUCUCAGAUUUGGCUAAUAUUCUUUCUCCUAGAGACUUCACGAUUCCAACCGACACUGUCCGCUCCGGUAGCUCUGAAACGCCAGAUAUAGCUGUACAGCCAGAAAACCAAGACGAGGAUCCCUUCGCGUGGAGGAGUUCAUCGGCGCAACCUUUGAAGCAGGAUGCCACGGUGUUUCCCAACUGGAACGACCAAAGUGUUCAAACAUUGUUCAACCCAGGGACAAGCAAUAUGUUCAACACAACGACGAUGGACGAUAUUUUCAACUAUGUUUUUAAUGACAAUGAGUUAGCUCCAUCAAUUUCAAACAGCUCGAAUCAAUCCUGA
This is a messenger RNA of Lachancea thermotolerans CBS 6340, 2250 nucleotides long. It is a transcript of the gene GAL4, whose product is annotated as galactose-responsive transcription factor GAL4. The record is from RefSeq and is a predicted model, not a curated record. Bases 1 to 2250 code for a protein of 749 amino acids. Gene Ontology annotation, cellular component: nucleus. NCBI's taxonomy places the organism in Eukaryota, Fungi, Ascomycota, Saccharomycetes, Saccharomycetales, Saccharomycetaceae. The transcript has a single exon. Gene Ontology annotation, biological process: DNA-templated transcription; positive regulation of transcription from RNA polymerase II promoter by galactose. Gene Ontology annotation, molecular function: RNA polymerase II cis-regulatory region sequence-specific DNA binding; DNA-binding transcription factor activity, RNA polymerase II-specific; zinc ion binding.